CCGUCAUGCAAUGCGAGCAAGAAGACCGUCUCUAACCGGCCAUUUUAGGCGGAUCCGAUCGGUUCCUGCAGCCUCGCAGCAUCCGAACGUAAUCCAACGUUCAGGGGGCCCAUCAUGCCCGGGAACUUACAGGAAGGCUUCGGCUGUGUCGUGACCAAUCGGUUCGACCAACUAUUUGAUGAUGAAUCCGACCCUUUCGAGAUUUUGAAGGAGGCCGAGAUCAAGAAAGACAAGAAGGAGAAAGACAACAAGACGGCAGUCUCCAAGCAGCAGCCCAAGAAGGAGUCUCAGAAAGAUAGGAAGGUGCCCGUUACAUCCAGCGACAGUAAACCAGAGUCUCAGGCGCCUGUGACCUUGAGGAAAGAAGGGGUCAGGAGAAUUGGUAGGAAGCCUGAGCAGCAGCAUUCUCAAGGUGAAGGAAAACCUGGUGAGAGGAGACCAGAUAGAAGACCACAACCCCGCGACCGACGUUUUGAUAGACCUGUGGAAGAAAAAGCUGAUGGAGGCGAAUUUUCAUCUGAGAAUCGGCCCCUAGAUCGUGACAGACCACUGCGUGGACGUGGAGGAGGAAGAGGGCGUGGACGAGGUCGUGGUUUGGGAAGGAGUGAUGGUUUUGACUCGCGUGGAAAACGUGAAUUUGACAGACACAGUGGAAGUGACCGAUCUUUCUCUUCCAGUAGCCUGAAACCAGAGGACAAACGGGGUGGCAGUGGAUCACAUAACUGGGGAACUGUGAAGGAUGAACUUGGUGAACUUGAUCAAUCUGCUGUUAGUGAAGAAGUACCUGAGGGAGAUGAGCAGCAGGUAGCUGAUUCUGAGAACAAGGAAAAUGAAGUAGAAGAAGUUAAAGAAGAAGGCCCAAAGGAAAUGACUCUCGAUGAGUGGAAAGCCAUGCAAGAUAAAGAACGGGCAAAAGCUGAGUUUAACAUUCGCAAACCUAAUGAGGGCUGUGAUAGUAGUCAGUGGAAAAAAGGAUUCGUUUUACGCAAGCCUAAAACUGAGGAGAAGCGUUUUGAGAAUGAAGAUGUCCAUACUUUGGAAUAUACGGUUUCUGAUGAAUCUGCUCUGGACCAUCACUUCCGCAAACCAGCAAAUGAUAUAACCUCUCAGCUGGAGAUCAAUUUUGGUGAUUUGGGCCGCCCUGGUCGUGGUGGCCGAGGCCGAGGUGGCCGUGGCCGUGGUGGUGCUGGCAGGAGCAUCCGUGGAAUGAGACCAGAUAAGUCUAGCAUCUCUGUUCCAAAUGUCGAUGACCCAGAAGCUUUCCCAGCUCUGGCCUAAAUGGAAGUCGUCAGCCUGGCCUGAAGUCCUCGGGAGGGCCCCCACUCUGUGAGGCUUGCAUGCUAAAGGAACCCUUCUCAACCAUAUUAACAGGAAAAAGAGAAAAAAAGACUGUCAUCCAUACCAUUCACACCUAUGAACUGUUCACAAGGAGUUGUUGAAAUGGACUUCUCUUGCUACACAGAAGCAACAAAUACUGAUAGCUGAUUUUAUAUCCACAAAAAUGGUAGCAGAGGGAAAAUCUGUUUUCAUAAUAAAUUUUCAGAAAUUA
Molecule: messenger RNA, 1549 nt
Organism: Mobula hypostoma (lesser devil ray)
Lineage: Eukaryota; Metazoa; Chordata; Chondrichthyes; Myliobatiformes; Myliobatidae
Product: SERPINE1 mRNA-binding protein 1-like
Exons: 9
Coding region: 115-1278 (387 amino acids)
Cellular component (GO): nucleus; cytoplasm
Molecular function (GO): mRNA 3'-UTR binding
Source: RefSeq, a predicted model, not a curated record